CACACACACUAUAUACACGCGCGCGCACACGCACACACACACACACAAUAUAUAUACACAAUAAGUAUAUAAAUAUUCCCGAUAUAUUAACCGGAAAAAAAAUUCAAUUAGUGCCGAAACAAUUAGCGAAACGCCAACCUCUCUUACGCGCUCUACACGCCGCACUCGCUUCUCCGCCGCGCAUGCGCAGAGAGAGAGAGAGAGAGAGAGAGAGACUUUUCCAGUUAGACUCAGGAAACUAAAGUGGAGUUUGCAGUGUCUGCGUUACUCACAACACCAUAUUUGCCUGUACAUAGCUCAACAUUUCUCCUUUGUAAAGAUGGAUGAGUUUGACAUUAUUGAUGCUGCUGAUUUUGAAGAAAUUAAAAGGUCACUAGCCAAUGAAGAUCUGUCAUCAGCUGUUGACAAGAUUAAGGAUUACUUUGAACAACAAGACCGCGUGGAACUGAACAUUGCUGUAAUGGGAGAGUCUGGAUCUGGAAAGUCCACAUUUAUCAAUGCCUUCAGGGGUUUAGGGGAUGAAGAUGAAGGCUCUGCAGAAACUGGUGUUGUAGAGACCACUACAGAGCCGACUGCUUAUCCUCAUCCCAAAUUCCCAAAUGUCAAAUUAUGGGAUCUCCCUGGCAUUGGAACCCCAAGAUUCAAAGCUGAUGAAUAUCUCAAACAAGUUCAAUUUGAACGUUAUGAUUUUUUCAUCAUCAUAGCAUCAGAUCGUUUCAGAGAAUGCCACGCCAAUCUGGGAAAAGAGAUAAUAAGUAUGAAAAAAAAGUUUUAUUUUGUUCGCUCAAAGAUUGACAACAACAUUGAUGCUGAAAAACGGAAGAAGACAUUUAAUGAAGAAGAGACACUGAAGAAAAUCAGAGAGAACUGCAUUAAAGGGCUAGAAGAGAUUGGUCUAAAGUCUCCCACUGUCUUCCUCAUCUCUUGUUUCGAAUUCAAUUUCUAUGAUUUCAACCAUUUGGAGGAGACCAUGGAGAGGGAACUUCCCCAGCACAAGAGAGAUGUACUGAUCCUGGCCCUUCCAAACAUCACUCUGGAGAUCAAUGAGAGGAAAAAGAAGGCACUGCAGAGGAACAUAUGGAAGUUGGCUCUGCUCUCUGCCUCAGUUGCCGCUGUGCCGAUACCUGUUUUAAAUGCAGCUGCAUCAAUCAGUGCAGAUGUGGCCAUCUUGGUGGUAGAGCUUAAGAAAUAUUACAAUGCAUUCAGUUUGGACCCAGCUUCCUUACAGAGGCUUUCUGAGAGAUCAGGGAAGUCAGUAGAUCAGCUAAAAGCUGUGAUGACGUCUCCUCUAAAAGUAGAAAUAACCAAAGAUCUGGUUAUUAGGUUGCUGACAAGUUCAAGUCUUUUUUUUAAGUCUUUUUUUGUAGAAUCAGCAGCAGAAUACUUUCUGGGCUUUAUUCCUGUUGUGGGAUCUCUCAUGUCUGGAUCACUGUCUUUUGCUACUAUUUACAUCAUGCUGCAGCAUUGCCUUAAUGAGCUCGCUGAAGAUUCCCACAAUGUGCUCAUGGAAGCUUUGCAAACAGAAGUCUAACAAUUAAAGUCUAACAAUUAAAGCAGUGUGAUGUUCAAGCUCCAUCAUAAAAUCUUUUCACAAAAAAAUGCUAUUAGAAAUUGAAUUUAAAUUUUUAUUCAUUUUGUUUAAUUUCUCAUUAUCAGAUGGCUUGACAAGGUUCUCAAUAGGCACAAUG
Molecule: messenger RNA, 1688 nt
Organism: Hemibagrus wyckioides
Lineage: Eukaryota; Metazoa; Chordata; Actinopteri; Siluriformes; Bagridae
Product: interferon-inducible GTPase 5-like
Exons: 3
Coding region: 320-1531 (403 amino acids)
Cellular component (GO): membrane
Molecular function (GO): GTP binding
Source: RefSeq, a predicted model, not a curated record